Diabrotica virgifera virgifera (western corn rootworm) is the source of this 1063-nucleotide messenger RNA. RefSeq lists its product as uncharacterized. The transcript is spliced from 6 exons. The record is from RefSeq and is a predicted model, not a curated record. Lineage: Eukaryota; Metazoa; Arthropoda; Insecta; Coleoptera; Chrysomelidae. The coding region runs from base 381 to 1025 and encodes 214 amino acids.
GGGUACGAUUACGGUUUAUCCCAAUACGGCCCUGUUGAUAUACCAGCCUACUCACACAAUCACACAAUGUUGGCAAACUUAAUUUUGUUAUUUUCAGUGUAAAUCUUUUCCACCAAUUUGUGAGGGUACACCAAUUUUUAAUUCCGAACUGUGUUAUCACCAUUUGAAGUCACAAGUCCAUCAAAAAGAAGAGAAGCAUGACAUCUGUCAAAAUAGAUUGAGUGACGUUAUUUGUUAUGACAUUUGGUCGAUACAUUACAUUUCUCUGGAUUCUGGAUUUGUGUAAUAUAAAUCAUACCAAUUUGUAAAAAAUGUUAUAAAUUCAGACAAAACGCCCUUCAUAACCGUGAUGAUCACUUUUAUCAAACUUCAAAAGCAACAUGAACCGACAUAAGAGUUGUAAAGGUUCUCGUAAUAACAACAUUGUGGGCCGUGCUCAUUCAACUUUGAGCGUUUCUGCGGUUGAUUAUUAUUUAAACUUACCAGUAACUUGUCCUCCUUCUCCUGCUGUUUCUACAGUUACGCUUACUCCUGGACGUAUAAGAAAUAUUGACCAAGACAUGGAAAAUUUGAGGGCAUCAAGGCAGGAUAAUCCAUUUAUUCAGAAAGUUAUUGCUAGCAGGGAGAGUAUUAUUGACAGCUUGGAUACAGAAGAGGAAUCAGACCAUGCAAAUUUAAUGGCUAAGGAAUUAUCUCUGGAUUUAGAUGUGGACCCAAUGUCUCUUCCUGAAAUGCACGAGCAUAUGAUCAGAAGUCCUCCGCCAACAAAUUGGCCGAAAUCUCCAAAUUUCAGAGUGUUCCAUUUUCCACAUAAUGACGAUGAGACAAUUUCAGUUGAAGUUAAUGCCAAAGAAUCAAAGUCUGCAGAAUUAAAACCAAAACAUUCAAGUUGGGAGGGAAACGACACUUCUCCUAUGAAAUCCUUCUCAAAAUCUCACCAUUACCAGGAUCGGUUUUCUUUAUUAACGCCAAAUACCCAUCGAACGACUGCUGAAGACAGCAUUCAUUUAAUGGCCGAGGACUAAUGUUUUCCCUUAAUUAUAAUUACUAAUUCAAUAUGUUG